CUGAAACUAUUGUCGUUGUCGUACGAUAGCAGUAGUAACGAUGAAUUUCGACCUGAAGUAAGACUGUGCUUAAAGCACUUUGAACGACACAUUAAUCACAAAGGUGCGUGCACGUUCGGCGAGAUGACGAUUGAUGCAAAUAAACUACGAAACGGCACACAAAUUCAUUUCGAGUUCACAUGGCCUGUAAGUUGUUUUUGUUUAUUCAUAUUCACAUUCCCAUGA
Anisakis simplex (herring worm) is the source of this 225-nucleotide messenger RNA. NCBI's taxonomy places the organism in Eukaryota, Metazoa, Nematoda, Chromadorea, Rhabditida, Anisakidae. The record is from the annotation of a GenBank genome assembly.